AACAUAUCUAGUGAAUAUCGUAAUUAUAAGCAUCAAGUAGCUUAGAUUAGUAUAGUGACGUGUUUUAAUUAUUCUCGUACUAUAAUAAUUCAUGUAUCAUGAAGUUGGUGUCAAAAAAGUUCUUAGCGAGUUGAGGCUGCGAUUGGCGGCUGUUGUUCCAGUUAGCUGAAGGUAUCGACCAAUGGAGGAGGAGGUGACGCGCAGCCGUAGCAAAGCGCUGAGCUGCGCGGGACGCGCUACGAGCGACAGACGCUACCCCGGAUCUGCUACGCCUGGCGACUGAAAAAAUGUGUUAGUUAUGUGUAAGUGCGUUACAUGAAGGACAUCGGGCUUCCGAAAUGCAGGGGCUCCAAGCCGCGAAAGAGAAGGCAUCCAGCCUCUUCGCCAACAAACCCCUAGUACUCAAAAACAACCAAUAUGAAAACUUCCACGUGGAACAAAAGGGCUAUGACCAGAUGUACGAUGGAGAAGAUCUGGAGACACCGCCCUCACCGGAUAGACCACCACCAAGGCAUAUAGACAAAUACGUCCGCGCGGAAUGCCCUUGUCUGAGCGCACGUUACACCGUAGCGCUUCUCGCUUGCUUCGGCUUCAGCAUCAUGUUCGGCAUGCGGUGUAACAUGAGCAUGGCCAAACUGAAAAUGACUGAGAAACAUAAUACAUCCUACGGCGUGAAAGAGGACACCCCAUUUAACUGGAGCGUAAGCGUAGAAUCAUCAAUCGACUCGUCAUAUUUUGCUGGAUACCUGAUCACCCAAGUGCCGGGCGGUUACCUGGCCUCUAUGUACCCGGCUAACAAGAUCUUCGGAGCCGCCAUUGUUGCUUCAGCAAUAUUCAACAUCGCUAUACCAGGCGCUAUGAGCAUGGGACCUGUCGCUGUCGUCAUGUUAAAAGUCGCUCAGGGUUUUGUUGAGGGAGUAACCUAUCCUUCCUGUCACGGCAUUUGGAGGAUGUGGGCACCGCCGAUGGAGCGCUCGAGGCUGGCAACAUUAGCUUUCUGCGGCACUUACGCUGGCAUCGUCAUAGGCAUGCCACUGUCGGGACUUCUUACUGAUUAUAUAUCGUGGCAAACACCAUUCUACUUCUACGGUGUUUCGGGUAUUAUCUGGUACACGCUUUGGCUAUGGCUUGUGUUCGAGCGUCCAAGCAAACAUCCUCACAUUUCUGGUCGCGAGUUGGCAUACAUCGAGCAGUCCUUAGGCACAUCCACACAGGCAGCUAUGCCUGGCUUUUGGAAUACUCCUUGGAAAGAAUUCGCAACUUCACCACCGGUAUACGCCAUCAUUGUAGCAAACUUCUGUAGGACUUGGAACUUCUGCUUGCUGGUAAUCUUCCAAUCGGCGUAUUUCAACACGCGUUUCAAUAUGCAGAUCACUGAGUCCGGUUUUGUUGGCGCCAUACCUCAUUUGAUCAUGACUUCUCUGGUGCCAAUCGGCGGUAUGAUGGCUGAUUACUUGCGUAAAAACAACAUCAUGACAACAACUAAUGUACGCAAGCUUUUCAACUGUGGUGGAUUUGGAUUAGAAGCCUUCUUCUUUGUACUCGUAGCUUACGCUGAUAAUAAGUACGUAGCAACAAUAGAGUUGACCCUCGGAGUGGCUUGCAGCGGUUUCGCGAUUUCGGGAUAUAAUGUAAAUCACCUGGAUAUAGCGCCAAGAUAUGCGUCCAUUUUGAUGGGCUUGUCCAACGGCAUUGGCACGAUUGCUGGCUUUAUCGUCCCCAUUGUGAUUGAUUACAUGACCCAGGAGAAGGAUCAACUAGAGAAAGCUAUAACGGAAUGGCGAGCCGUAUUCAUAAUGGGCGCUAUGGUGCACUUUUUCGGCAUCACAGUUUAUGGCAUAUUCGCGUCGGGAGAGCUGCAGCCCUGGGCGGACCCCACUCCUCCAUAUGAAGCUCCAUUGAAGCCUAUUGACCAGGAAACUACAUUCUCGGAGCACCCGUCCGCUCCGCUGAAAGGCCCCGAGCCGUCCGGUUACGGCAGCAUGGCGCCCGCGCGCCCGCCCCUCCCCCCUCCCCCCGCGCUCGCCCCCGCGCACGCACCGCACGUGCCCAACAACCCGUUCGUCUCCGGCGCGCUGUACCAGGCGGAGCCCGUGCAGCCGCCCGCCGAGCCCUACCACGAUCUCACUGAUGAUGGCACUUACUGAACUGUUUACUGAACUAGACAUGUGCA
This is a messenger RNA of Colias croceus (clouded yellow), 2173 nucleotides long. RefSeq names its product vesicular glutamate transporter 1 (gene VGlut). The transcript is spliced from 13 exons. Bases 339 to 2147 code for a protein of 602 amino acids. Gene Ontology annotation, molecular function: neurotransmitter transmembrane transporter activity; L-glutamate transmembrane transporter activity. Gene Ontology annotation, biological process: neurotransmitter loading into synaptic vesicle; monoatomic anion transport; transmembrane transport. The record is from RefSeq and is a predicted model, not a curated record. Gene Ontology annotation, cellular component: synaptic vesicle membrane; excitatory synapse. Lineage: Eukaryota; Metazoa; Arthropoda; Insecta; Lepidoptera; Pieridae.